Molecule: messenger RNA, 1848 nt
Organism: Siniperca chuatsi (mandarin fish)
Lineage: Eukaryota; Metazoa; Chordata; Actinopteri; Centrarchiformes; Sinipercidae
Product: spermidine synthase-like
Exons: 8
Coding region: 109-978 (289 amino acids)
Biological process (GO): spermidine biosynthetic process
Cellular component (GO): cytosol
Molecular function (GO): spermidine synthase activity
Source: RefSeq, a predicted model, not a curated record
GGCAUCAGCUAUCAACGGUCAAGUGUCAGCUCUUUCUCAUAACUUACUCACAUUCCCGCACUUACAAACGCGUUAGUAUUAGGUUACUUGUGACCGUUGGCAGCUGACAUGGAACACAUGAAUGAUGGGUGGUUUAUCCAAAAAUCCCCGCUAUGGCCCGGGCAAGCGAUGAGUCACCAAAUGGAAGAGGUCCUUUUCAACAAGAAAUCCCAAUUUCAAGGUGUUAUGGUUUUCAAGAGUAAAACCUAUGGGAAUGUGUUAGUGCUGGAUGGAGUGAUCCAGUGCACAGAGAGAGAUGAGUUUGCCUAUCAAGAGAUGAUUGCCAACCUUCCUCUGUGCAGCCACCCUUGCCCCAAGAAGGUGCUGAUUAUUGGCGGUGGCGAUGGCGGUGUGCUGAGGGAAGUGGUGAAGAAUCCGCUGGUGGAAUCGGUGGUUCUGUGUGAGAUAGAUGAGGAUGUCAUUAAUGCAUCGAAGAAGUUCCUCCCAGGGAUGGCCAAAGGGUUUUUCAGUCCCAAGCUCACCCUCCAUGUUGGAGACGGCUUUGAAUUCAUGAAGCAGAACCAGGAUGCCUUCGACAUCAUUAUAACCGAUUCCUCAGACCCUGUCGGACCUGCUGAGAGUUUGUUCAAGGAGUCUUACUAUCAACUGAUGAAGGCAGCAUUGAGAAACAGGGGAAUUCUUUGUUCCCAGGGAGAGUGUCAAUGGCUCCAUUUGGAGCUGAUAAAGGAGAUGCGAACCUUCUGCAAGACCCUAUUCCCUGUGGUGGACUAUGCCUACACCACUAUCCCAACGUAUCCCAGUGGCCAAAUUGGAUUCAUGCUCUGCAGUAAAAAUCCUGAAACAAAUUUCAAAGAACCAGUGAAAGCCCUGUCAAAAGAAGAAACGGAAAAUAUGAACCUUAAAUAUUACAACCCAGAAAUUCACAAAGCAUCAUUUGUACUCCUGGAGUUCGCAAGAAAGGCACUCAGUGAAGCAUGACCAGCAACGACAGACCACCAUGUUCAUCCUCUACCUGGCUCUCAGAACACAGAUAAACAACCCUGUUCUACGACUUCUUCACCUCCUCAAUACAGUCCAGCACCACUGAAGAGAGUAGCCUCCUGAAGAUUUUAUGGGUGGGGGCAACUAAUAAUCAGUGGGUGGGAACAUGCUGAGUUAUACAGAGAGAGUGUUAGUUUGUGCCGAUGUUUCUUUCCUUCCAGUCUUACACGUUCUCAGUGUUUUAUUUAUUUUUCUGAUGUAUUUGGUUUUUCAUUUUUAAUCUGUAAAUGUCUCAUCAGCAUUUUGUGAAGAGCAGUUUAAUGGGCUGGGCUGAGUGGGAAGAGCAUUGCCAUCAAACCUGACCUCACUCUGAAACUGUACUGUUUAUUGGAUUCACUGCAUCUGCACAUUAUGCAAUAUAUUACAUACCAUAUAGAGUAUGUAUAUGUAAUGUAUUGCUGUACUUUUAUUCGUAAUGUUUAAUAUCAGUUUGCCAGUUGCCAUCUGUCAUGACUCUAUAUUCACAAUACUAAUGUUAACUGAUGCUCAGCUUUGACCACCAAUUUGAAAUGGAAAAUGGUGUUAAAAAAUUAAAUUUAAUAAUUAAAUUAAGUAUGGCAUUGGAAUAGCUUUACAAUGCAAGAAAUGGCUUUAAAAUGUGAAUUCAUUAUGCAAUUGUAACUUGCAGUAUUGGGUAGUAAGCUUGUACUGUAGUAAGCCUAUAUGCUGAGUCAUUACCUCGUCAAACAGUUACUACUCAUUAGUUGUAAUUCCACAUUGAAUCUUUGUUGAGGAAUAGUGUCAUACCUGAGCGAUGAAUUUGUGUUUUUGCAAGAACUGUAAUAAACUGGUGACAUGAAAUGGUUA